Messenger RNA from Laccaria bicolor S238N-H82, 1674 nucleotides. RefSeq lists its product as uncharacterized. The transcript is spliced from 9 exons. The record is from RefSeq and is a predicted model, not a curated record. Gene Ontology annotation, cellular component: nucleus. Bases 1 to 1674 code for a protein of 557 amino acids. NCBI's taxonomy places the organism in Eukaryota, Fungi, Basidiomycota, Agaricomycetes, Agaricales, Hydnangiaceae. Gene Ontology annotation, molecular function: protein binding; RNA binding. Gene Ontology annotation, biological process: poly(A)+ mRNA export from nucleus.
AUGACCAGGAGCUUACGCAUCCCUCGAAUAUCUACGCAGCUUUCAUCACGCAUAUCUACCUCAACUUCCCGUGCUGGUCCCUCUGACCCUUUGUCCAUCCACGGUGCUGCACGACCCACUGCGGCAGGGCGCAUACGCAGGAACGCAAUCUCCUCCAAUUCACCAUCCGGCAUCCCAGUUCGCAUCUCAUCAUCAGGAAAGUCAAAGCAAGCGGUCGAACAUUGGAGAGAACUUGUUCGAAAGCGCUGGAAUCCUGAAGAACGUUUUCUGAAUCUUGAGUCGAUGAUUGAGGAUGAAGUCGUGAAGAAGUACAAUCUUACACCACCUGGAUCCGGAAAUGGAUCCGCUCGUGACGCUGCGGUCAUCUUUAAAAUUGCGAGUGAACUCAAGCCCGAGGUGAAAACGCUGUCACUCGCCGGCAACAAUAUGACCGGAGUGCAUUUGACGUUUCUAAGCAGAUACCUACCUCGACUUGCGAACCUUUCCUUGCAAAAAAACAAUAUCUGUGCAUGGAAGGAUCUGGACUAUAUUUCUACACGGAGGGAUAAGUUGGUUCAUUUGCGGGAGUUGAUACUCCUGGACAACCCAAUUCGGGAUUUGGAAUUCAAGAACGGUCGUGGGGAUCGUUACAAGAGCGAAUUGUGUCGGAGAUUUACUUCGUUAGAAGUGCUGGACCAGGAAGCCAUCACCCAGAUAUCCUUCGACGUACCACAGCCAUCGGUUACCAAGGCUGACGUUGUAAAGCCCACAUCGACAACAUUCCCAUGCGAGAUGGGUCCAUCUUUCGUUACGGGCGUUGAUGGAUCCAUUGUCAGCACUUUUCUGGUUCGCUUUUUCAACAUGUUCGAUAAUCAAAGGGAGGCUCUCAUCAAUGCCUACGACCCAUUGGCUACCUUCAGCUUUUCGGCCAACACCGCAAUACCCAUACGCGCGAGAAUUGAAGGAUUCCAUUCAUCACGCAACAUGCCGAAUCAGAGAAAGUUGGAGUGGGGGACGUGGUUGACUGGAGGCGCUGGUGGAUCGAGAAAUCUCAACCGGAUAACUGGAGGGCUAGACAAGGCGGUGCAGAGUUUGCAUAUCGGCGGCGAGGCAACGGUGAAAGCCCUCGCCAAUCUACCUAAAACUAGGCACGACAUUGGGGGUCCUCCCGAGAAGUUUUGUUUGGAUUCGUUUCCUGUUGCGCAUGGUCAAGGAAUGGGGUUGUUGUUGACGUUACAUGGGCAGUUUACGGAAGUCGGUACGGAAGGUAUUAGAUCAUUUGAUCGUACGUUCAUCCUGGCGCCAGCUGUGGAAGGGUCUAGUGCGAAGCUCAACGGCUGGGAUGUGGUGAUUCUCUCUGAUCAAUGGAUCAUUCGUGGUUAUUCCAGUCAUGAAGCAUGGAAGCCUGGCCCGAUGUUGGUACAAGCAGCGUCAAAGCAUUCGUCCACCAUCAAUGCCAUAAACGCCACUGCGCCCGCUCUGUACGAACUCGAGUCAUUGCCUGUCGAUCAACAGGCCACACUUGCGCUCAUGCCUGAGAUGCAACGUAAUCUAGUGUUGCAGACAAUCGCACGGACCGGGUUAAACGUCAAGUUUUCUGUUGACUGUUUGACAGGUAAUGGAUGGGACCUAGAGAGGGCGGUUGCAAACUUCAAUCAGGUCAAGGGAACGCUGGCCAGGGACGCAUUUUUGUAA